This is a messenger RNA of Astyanax mexicanus (Mexican tetra), 3706 nucleotides long. RefSeq names its product chloride intracellular channel 3 (gene clic3). The record is from RefSeq and is a predicted model, not a curated record. Bases 325 to 1044 code for a protein of 239 amino acids. The transcript has 6 exons. Lineage: Eukaryota; Metazoa; Chordata; Actinopteri; Characiformes; Acestrorhamphidae.
CAAGGCUGCUUGGGGUGUGGUGAGAGGCAGGGAGCUGAGGAACACGGACAGAAACAGCCGAGAAAGAGAAAAGGAGUGGAAGAAGAGUUGAACUGGGUGUUAACUUAACAAAAUCGUAUUUACUCUUUGGAAUAAGACGAGCUGCUUUAGGAUUUGGGAUACCCUGUUUGAUUCGAACCACAGUAAUUGGACAGACCUGGAAAUCUACACCUGUUAGACUUGUUAGACGUGUUAGAAGUGAUGUAAACACUGCAUCUGGGUCAGCAAGUAAAGGAGCUCGAGUUCUGACGGGUAAAAAAUACCAGAUAACAGAGGAACUGUGAGAUGGCCGAGGCACCGAAGGUUGAGCUCUUUAUCAAGGCAAGUGAUGAUGGUGAAGGAGUUGGAAACUGUCCAUUCUGUCAGCGGCUCUUCAUGAUUCUCUGGCUGAAGGGGGUUAAUUUCACCCUCACUACUGUUGACAUGAAGAGAGCUCCAGAGGUUCUGAAGGACCUGGCUCCAGGUUCUCAACCGCCUUUUCUCAUCUAUAAUGGAGAGGUACGCACUGACACCAACAAGAUCGAGGAGUUUCUGGAGGAGACACUGGCGCCCCCACAAUAUCCUAAACUGUGCUGCCGCUACAAGGAGUCUAACCGAGCUGGAGACGACAUUUUCCACAAGUUCUCUGCUUACAUCAAGAACCCCAACCCUGGACUCAAUGACAUGCUGGAAAAGAAAUUCCUGAGGAGCCUGAUGAAGCUGGAUCAGUAUCUGCUCACCCCUCUGCCCUGCGAGCUGGACAAGAACCCUGACGCCAGCCAGUCCAGCCGGCAGUACCUGGACGGAGACUCCCUCACACUGGCUGACUGUAACCUUCUACCCAAACUGCACAUCGUCAAGGUUGUUUGUCGGAAAUAUCGUGAUUUUGUGAUUCCUGAAGCGCUCGUGGGUCUGACGAGGUACCUGGAGAAAGCCUACCAGCAGGACGAGUUCCGCUACACCUGUCCCAACGACGCCGAGAUCCUGCUGGCCUACCACUCUGUGGCAAAAUACCUCAACAAGUAGAACGAGCUCAGGAACAGGAGGGGAUGGGUGGGGUUUGGGAAUGGAUUGGUUCUUAGAAAGCCCAAAGGCAACAGUAAUGUAUACAUAAUAAUCUACUACAUUAGGGUGAGCUGUUCUUCUGGAUUGUGAAGGUGGUGGCUGUUCUGUUGUUUCUACAGAUGGGACACUCUGUACAUUGUCUGCUUGUUGCUGCUUGUUAUGGUUUGUAUUAUUACUCACUCACACUGCCAUUUGUUUUGUAACUUGUAAUGAUGUAUGAUAUUCUAUUAGUAUCUUUCUCUCUUCAUUUUUACUUCCUUGCAUGUACAUUGCCUGUGGAAUCAGAAAUAGUGCCAUUUAUGUAUAAACAGUUCUGUCCAAAAGUAUUGGACCAAAUUCUUUAUUUUUGCUGUAGACUGAAGACAUUUCUUUUUAAUAUUAAAAGACAAAUUUGGAAUUUAGGUUUUGCCUGUGCAGACUGUGCAUUUAUAGUUAAAUGAGUAACAACAUGAAAAACAAAGAAUGUUUUAUAAGUGAAAAAACAACCAAUCAUGAAGCUGAGAGAAGAAGAGAAAUCUAUCAGAGCCAUUGCACAAAUACUGCCCAUGGCCAGUAGAACUGUUCGGAAUAUCUUAAAGAAGAAAGUCAUUACUGGUGUACUAAGUAACAGAUGUCAAACAGGUAGACCAAAGGAAACCACAGCAGUUAAUGACAGAAUCAUUAUGAGUGUGGUAAAGAUAGACCCUAGAGUGAAGGUAUCACAUUAUUAGUAAGAAGAAAAGGAAGGCCAGGCUGGAAUUUGUCAAGAAAGACAAAGACAUGCAUACAGACUGAUUAUAGACUGAUAAGAUAAAAAUGAAUCUUGUGAUACCAAUGUAGUGGAAAAGCUAGAGAAAUGGAAAGCUUGGAGAAAAAAAGGAUCUGAUCAUGAUCUCAAACAUGAUCAGAUCUCAGAUCUCAAACACAACACAUCCACAUGAAACACAGUGUAGGUAAUGUCAUGGCUUGGGCUUGCAUGGCUUUUUUUGGGAACACAUUAUGUAAUUAGAAGUCUACAGGAACAUUUUUCUACAAGGAACCCUUCCAACUACUCAGGAGUUCAUUAGCAGCAAGACGUGGAAGGUUUAGACUUGCCUAACCAAUCUCCAGAAUUAAACCCUAUAGAGGAUGCGUUUUACCUGAUAAAGAGGAGACUGAAGGGAGUAACCCCCUAAAAAAACUGAAAGAAGCUGUAGUGAAUGGCUGGAAAAGCAUUUGCAAUUAAAUAUUAAGUCUUAUUCAUUUUAAUCUAUUUUAGGUUUGUCUGUUUUAAUACUUUUGUGUGGGGUGGGUUCAGACAAAAGGUGAUAUUUUCAGAAAUGUGUAUCAAAUCCAGAUGUGAAUGCAAACCUGAUAUGCUGAUCUUUUGAUGUAUUUUUUUUAUGUCCAAACAAAAAAAAAAGAAAGAAAAGUUUUCAGUCCACAGCAAAAAAAUAACAGGAUUAUCCUUACUGUUCCAAUACUUAUAAUAUAUUUUCAUGACUAUUUACAUUGUAGAUUCUCACUGAAGGCAUCAAAGCUAUGAAUGAACACAUGUGGAGUUAUGUACAAAGUAAAGGCAAAGGGGCCAACAAGUGUUAAACACCUCUGGGAACUCCUUUAUUAUUGUUGGAAAACCAUUUCAGGUGGCCACAUCUUGAAGCUCAUUGAGAGAAUAAUGCCAAGAGUGUGCAAAGCAGUAAUCAGAGCAAAGGGCGGCUAUUUUAAAGAAACUAGAAUAUAAAACAUGUUUUAGUUAUUUCCCCUUUUUUUGUUAAGUACAUAACUCCACAUGUGUUCAUUCAUAGUUUUGAUGCCUUCAGUGAGAAUCUACAAUGUAAAUAGUCAUGAAAAUAAAGACACUUGUGUCCAAACAUUUGGCCUGUACUAUAUAUUGUUGUAUGUGUGUAUAUAUAUAUGUUGGUGUGCAGUAAACUAAAAAAGCACUCAGUAAAACUAAUCUGUGAGAGAGUAACUUGUAAUCUACCCCAGUGGUUUUAAACUGUGGAUCAUGGGCAGUGGGUUUCAUCAGGGGGGCAGGUGGGCUUUAAGGAAGCCGCAUCGCUGUACAUUUUGUUUUUUUCCACUAAAGCAAACCUCAGAAAGUGUUUAAGAUCAGAAAGGGGAACCCCUCAGUAAGGCAGAGUUAAAAAGUGCUCAGGCAAGCACUGUCACAUGAGUCACAAGUUCAUCUAGUGUGACUUCGUGACUGUUGUGACUGAUGUGUGUGUCUUUCUACACCAGUAAAACUUUUACUGAUAAUAAUGGUAAUCAGAUACAGCAGAUACAAAAAGAACAUUGUGAAAUAUUAUUGUCUGAUUGUUGUGUUUAUUGGGUUCAUUCUUUUAGAAGUGAAUAGAGAACAAAUACAUUUUGUAAUUUUAAAAUAUAAAACAAUUUUAAAAUAAUUUAGUGUUGGCUGUAUACAGUGUACUGAGUUGAAGUUGACAAACAUUAUAUAUAUUAUAUAUUAUAUUUACAGGUGUACCAUGCAAUGGGAGGAUGUUGGAAGCCCUGAUUUAGACAGAGUGAAUUUGAGGGUUGGAUAUUUUAAUAUGGCACUGUGUGUAAAAUUUACAAUGUUACAACAAAAUGUAAAGUGAAAAUGUAUGAAGUAAACAAGAUAACCAAUUUGAACUAUUAAAAACUACUAUUUGACAAUGAA